CAGAAACUGCAGUAAGUGUAUUAAUAUUGUGAGAUGAGUGUCAGUCGGGCUCUUCUGGAAAUGAUUCUCAUCUCUGGGCUGAUGCUGCUGCUGCAAACUGCUGAAUGUCUGGAUCGGUUCUGCAGGUUAAAUCAGUCUUAUCCCUGUUACGCAGCUCUGGGACACAAACUCAAUGUGCUGAUGGUGCUGGACACUAGUGAAUAUGACAUGAAGAUACAAAAGAGAAUAAACAACAACAAAGAAACUGAUCCAGUUUGUAGAGUAAAAUAUGGCAGGAUGAAAAAGAAAGAAUGUGAUCUUUACAGUAACAGACCUGAAGUUUCAGUCAUUAAUGGGACUCUGAAAAUAAACCGUGUGAUCAGAGCAGAUUCAGGGAAUUACACAGUAACAGUCGCUCAUCACUCAUAUGGCUCCCAAACAUCUAGAGAUCUUCAAGUAAAUGUUGAAGCUCCUAUUGGCUCAGUGGAAGUGUCAGUCAACUGCUCCUCCAGUGGGGUGAUGAGGGCGUCCUGCUCCUCUGAGGGCGAUCAGCUCCUCUACAGCUGGACUCUGAAUGGAGAUUCACUGAUGGAUGGAAACUCCUGCAUUGAUCUGAAUGAGGGAACUGAUGGAAACAUCACCUGCAGUGUGAAGAACCACGUCAGUCAGGGACAGAAGACCAUUAAUGUCAAACCCUGUACUGGUCUGGAUCGGUUCUGCAGGUUAAAUCAGUCUUAUCCCUGUUACGCAGCUCUGGGACACAAACUCAAUGUGCUGAUGGUGCUGGACGCUAGUGAAUAUGAAUGGAAGAUACAAAAGAGAAUAAACAACGACAACAGUAAUGAUCCAGUUUGUAGAGUAAAAUAUGGCAGGAUAAAAAAGAAAGAUUGUGAUCUUUACAGUAACAGACCUGAAGUUACAGUCAUUAAUGGGACUCUGAUAAUAAACCGUGUGAUCAGAGCAGAUUCAGGGAAUUACACAGUAACAGUUGCUCAUCAAUCAUAUGGCGCCCAAACAUCUAGAGAUCUUCAAGUGAAUGUUGAAGCUCCUAUUGGCUCAGUGGAAGUGUCAAUCAUCUGCUCCUCCAGUGGGGUGAUGAGGGCGUCCUGCUCCUCUGAGGGCGAUCAGCUCCUCUACAGCUGGACUCUGAAUGGAGAUUCACUGAUGGAUGGAAACUCCAGCAUUGAUCUGAAUGAGGGAACUGAUGGAAACAUCACCUGCAGUGUAAAGAACCACGUCAGUCAGGGACAGAAGACCAUUAAUGUCAAACCCUGUCCUGGACCAGCUACUGCAGCUGUGACCUCUAGUUCGACCUCUGCAGUGAUCAUGUCUGUGGUGUUUGUGCUGGUCUGGUGUUUUCAGAUGAUGGUUUUGUUUGGUCUGUUAGGAGGUUUUCACAUCUACAUGAGACACACGUCAGGAAAGAAACAGGAAGAUCAGAAUCUGAGAAUGAGAAGAUUUAGAGAGCAACAUAAACAUACAGCAGAAGAUUCAUGAGAUCAGCAGCAGAUCAUCACAUCUAUGUGAAAUGAUUCAUAAUAUCACAGAUUCACACAUGAAUCCACCUACAUCUGUCAACAACAGAAGAUCCUACAGAAUAAAGCCAGGAGACAUUUUCUACAAUUAUAAUUAUGAAGCUCUUCUUUAAGUAGACUGUUUUCUAGACAUAUGUUUAUUUGUAACAGUUCCCUUUCGAUACUACACUCGUACUGCGUC
Molecule: messenger RNA, 1695 nt
Organism: Labeo rohita (rohu)
Lineage: Eukaryota; Metazoa; Chordata; Actinopteri; Cypriniformes; Cyprinidae
Exons: 8
Coding region: 34-1476 (480 amino acids)
Source: RefSeq, a predicted model, not a curated record